AUUUCGCUUCGCUUCUCUUCUCGCGUCUCUUUCCAGUAUCCACCGUUUCACUUUCAGACACUAGCUCACUCUCUUCGAUUGUUGCACACAACCUCGUCGUCUUUUAGGGUUUUUCUCUCAACGUCGUUUCCCUUUGGAUCUUCUUCGCUUCGCCUCGUUCGCUUUCGUUUCUCGCCAUCGCAGGGCUCGAUUCGGGAAAUCCGGUUGCUUCUCCUGUCUUGGCUCGAGAUCCGGGCCAAGCGCAGAAGAAUCCGAUUCUGAUUUGCAUUUUGUAGUCUCUGGUGAUGUGAUUUAUUGGCAUGGUGUUUUGUUUGUCCUUGGAAGUAAGACGAGACGCUCUAUUUGGUGCUUAUGGUUUUAAGUGACACGUGGCAAACACGGAAGUGCUUCAAGUUGAGAGAUGUGUUUUUUUAUAGCGUGUUUUUUUUUAUCUAGCAGUUUGUAAGGAAAAAAACGCAGAGCUAAUGAUAUUUGGCUAUGUGCAUUGGUUUCGUUUGCAUUUGAAAGAGUAUUUAAUUAGUUGAUAAAUUAAUGUAGUGCUGUCUAUUGAGUUACGCUGUGAUUGAUGAAGUGAUGGGGUUAAUUGGUGUAUGUGUUUAUAGAGUCUCUGCGAGUAAAUGGCAUCGAGCGAGGGGUUUCUGACGGAUGGGCAGAGGGAAAUGCUAAAAAUUGCGAGUCAAAAUGCGGAGAAUCUGUCUUCAUCGCCGAAGUCCCCGUCGUCUCUGCUUUCUGACCAUCAUGUGAAAGCCCCUCCUGGUGGUAGGGCACAAACUGCUGGGAUUGCUGUGAGGCAUGUGCGCCGUUCACACUCUGGGAAGUUUGUGCGGGUGAAGAAGGAUGGUGCUGGUGGUAAGGGCACUUGGGGAAAGUUGCUUGAUACAGACGUUGAAUCUCACAUAGAUCGGAAUGAUCCAAAUUAUGACAGUGGCGAUGAACCCUAUCAGCUGGUUGGAUCUACUGUUACUGAUCCCUUAGAUGAAUUCAAGAAAGCAGUGGUAUCCAUCAUAGAGGAAUAUUUCAGCAAUGGGGAUGUGGAAUUGACAGCAUCUGACCUCAGAGAACUUGGUUCAAGUGAAUACUAUCCAUACUUCAUUAAACGCCUUGUGUCCAUGGCAAUGGACAGGCAUGAUAAGGAGAAAGAAAUGGCUUCUGUUCUGCUUUCAGCAUUGUAUGCUGAUGUCAUCAGCCCUGCACAGAUUAGGGAUGGGUUUUUUAUGCUUCUUGAAUCUGCUGAUGAUCUUGCAGUGGAUAUACUGGAUGCAGUUGACAUCCUUGCUUUAUUCCUGGCUCGGGCUGUUGUUGAUGAUAUUAUUCCUCCAGCCUUUCUUGCCAGGGCAAGGAGGGCUCUUCCAGAAUCUUCCAAGGGGGUUCAGGUUAUCCAGACUGCUGAGAAGAGUUAUCUAUCAGCUCCACACCAUGCAGAACUUGUGGAAAGGCGAUGGGGUGGUAGCACUCACAUUACUGUUGAAGAAGUAAAGAAGAAGAUUGCUGAUUUGCUUAGAGAGUAUGUGGAUAGUGGUGAUACAUUUGAAGCCUGUAGGUGUAUACGUGAGUUAGGGGUUUCAUUCUUCCAUCAUGAGGUUGUAAAGAGGGCUUUGGUACUUGCCAUGGAGAUUCGUUUAGCAGAAUCUCUAAUGUUGAAGUUAUUAAAAGAAGCAGCAGAAGAAGGACUUGUUAGUUCCAGUCAAAUGGUGAAAGGGUUUUCUCGAUUGGCAGAAUCCCUAGAUGAUCUUGCUCUUGAUAUUCCCUCAGCUAAAUCCUUGUUUCAGACAUUUGUCCCCAAGGCAAUAUCUGAAGGAUGGCUUGAUGCUUCAUUUACUAAACCUGCUGGUGAAGAUGGGGAAAUCCAAGUUGAAGAUGAAAAGGUGAGGAAAUACAAAAAAGAAGCUGUAACUAUUAUUCAUGAGUAUUUUCUUUCUGACGACAUUCCUGAACUCAUUCGAAGUCUUGAAGAUCUUGGAGCACCCGAGUAUAACCCAAUAUUUUUGAAAAAGCUAAUAACACUUGCUAUGGACCGAAAGAACAGAGAAAAGGAAAUGGCAUCUGUACUGCUAUCUGCUCUUCAUAUAGAGCUCUUCUCUACAGAGGAUAUAGUUAAUGGUUUUGUCUUGCUUCUGGAAAGUGCAGAAGAUACAGCACUGGAUAUAUUGGAUGCUUCAAAUGAGCUUGCUCUUUUUUUAGCACGGGCUGUGAUUGAUGAUGUAUUAGCCCCACUGAACUUGGAAGAAAUUGGCAGCAGGUUACCACCAAAAUGCAGUGGUAGUGAAACUGUGCGUAUGGCUCGAACACUCAUUGCUGCUCGUCAUGCUGGUGAGAGGCUGUUGAGAUGCUGGGGCGGAGGAACUGGAUGGGCGGUGGAGGAUGCCAAGGACAAGAUAAUGAAGCUCUUGGAGGAGUAUGAAAGUGGUGGGGUUGUCAGUGAAGCAUGCCAGUGUAUCCGUGACCUGGGAAUGCCUUUUUUUAACCAUGAGGUAGUGAAGAAAGCUUUGAUUAUGGCCAUGGAGAAGAAGAAUGAUCGGAUGCUACAUCUGCUGCAGGAGUGCUUUAGUGAGGGCCUCAUCACGAUCAAUCAGAUGACUAAAGGUUUCACCCGAAUUAAGGAUGGCCUCGAUGAUCUGGCUCUGGACAUUCCAAACGCUAAGGAGAAAUUUGGCUUCUAUGUGGAGCAUGCCCAGGCCAAAGGCUGGCUUCUACCAUCAUUUGAUUCGUCUGCCUCAGAUGUCUAACUAUCCCUAUUCCCUCCUUGCAGCUUUUUUGAGAAGGACAUAUAUACUUAUUGUUUCUCUUAUGUAUGUUGUCCUUGAGCUCCCGCCGAAUAUGGAUAAAUCCGGGAUGGUUGGACUUCCGACGAACCUUUUUAUCUGUUCUUUUAUUUAACUCUUUUCUAGAAUCAUCUCAACGACAAAGAUUCCUGUUAUCCCAGCCAUUGUAUAAAGUUUGUCUUUUUCCAUUAACAGCUUUUUAGGAUGAUGUUGCAUCAAAAGGUAUUUUAGAAGGCCAUAUAUUGUAUUUUCAGAGUUGAUUCUACUUUUAAAUUUGUUGAAUCUUCACCAUAGCAUGGUAGCCGUUUCUCUGUUCUUUUAAGCUACUGCUUUUGGUAUAACAUAACGUCUGAACGAUUUCGUGCAAAGUAACAAUUGAAACAAACUAUUCAAUUU
Molecule: messenger RNA, 3158 nt
Organism: Abrus precatorius (Indian licorice)
Lineage: Eukaryota; Viridiplantae; Streptophyta; Magnoliopsida; Fabales; Fabaceae
Exons: 4
Coding region: 618-2726 (702 amino acids)
Biological process (GO): negative regulation of DNA-templated transcription
Source: RefSeq, a predicted model, not a curated record